AUGUGUUUUCAGGUACGGCUAAUUGCUGGCCCCUUGCCUAUACCAUUGCCAAGGAAUUAUAAUGGCUUAAUGCAAUUUGAAAAUGCUACACAUGGUCCUAUAGUUCUAGGAUGUGCUAUACCUAUGAUACCAGAACGACCUAUAACUACUGUUGCCACGCCAGAACUUUUGGAAUUAGUUACAACAGGUCCUGGUGCACCACGAGUUAAACGAGUACGAUUAGGUUUUCCGUCUGAAUCAAGACUACUUGGAUCUCCUAAAAUGCAACGGUUACUUUCAGCUUGCAGACGUGCCUUGGAUCAACGAGCAACUGAACCUCGUAUAGCGCCACUAAAACUAGUAAACAGUGAUAAUCAUCCGAAAGAAUUGCAUCUUAAAGAAAUAAAAUCUCAACUAGAAGCUAAACCACUUUUGCAAAGCUUGAAAGACAGUUUAGAACACAUGAAGAAAACAACAAUUUGUGAUCACUCUUACUCAAAAAGUAGUGGAAAUUCCAGUAAUCCAAGCUUUCUCGAACGGUUAUCAAAAAUUACUCAUAGUAAUAAAAGUAGGAAUCCAGCUAAGAAAUCAGCAUCUUUUACUUUUGCCGUUCGACCUGAAAUUGGUAUGAAAGUAUCAGAUCCAUACGGUAGUCUUGAAUCUGAUACAAAUGCAUUAACAUCAAAUUUUUAUAAUGAUAAUGCACAGAGACAGCUUGUAUAUAGGUCAAUAUCAACUAGUGCCCUUGAGAUCCAAAAAAAAACUGGUUCCAAUUUUCCUUACUCAAAAGUACGAGAUAGUCUAACUCAACUUCCAUCUGCUUCACCUCUCAAAGUAGAAGAUAUUUACACAGAAAUCUGUGAUCCAUCAGAUAUUGGCUCCAAGGAAAAUUUCUGUCGAUCAUCAAAAGUAAAUUCAUCAUUGAGUAAAGUAUGUAUCAAUAGAAAAAAUAGGGGGUACAUAAAAUUCGCUACUCAUUCAGAAGUAUCAAAUGUAUCAAGCACGACGAUAGAAGAAGAAAAUAUUUACAACACAGUCAGUUAA
Cotesia congregata is the source of this 1023-nucleotide messenger RNA. The record is from the annotation of a GenBank genome assembly. NCBI's taxonomy places the organism in Eukaryota, Metazoa, Arthropoda, Insecta, Hymenoptera, Braconidae.